UCUGUGUCCUGCGUUGUCCCACAGAAGCUGCUGUCCGAGUGCCAGGACCAGCAGUGGUGCCAGUUCUCGGUGCACAGCCAAGUCUUCGGGCCGGACCCGUGCCCUGGGACACACAAGUACCUCAUCACUUCCUACAAGUGCCGGCCAGGGAACCAUCGGGUCAAGACGGUGUGCGAGAACGACAAGCUGAGGCUGCAGUGCCGGCCAAAGUCCGUCCUGGCCAUUUAUUCCGCAAAUUACGGGCGAUUCCUGCGGGGCAAACCGGAGUGCGAUGCCCCGAACGUGGAGGGAGCCCACAUAGAGUGCCUGGCUCCAGACGCCCUGCGGAGGGUUUCCAAGAGGUGCCACCGCAGGGGGAACUGCACCGUGGCUGCUGACCGGGCCACCUUCGGGGACCCCUGCUUCCCCGGCACGAAGAAACAGCUGCGAGUGUCCUACACCUGCGUGCCCAAGCAGCUGCUGGAGGAGGUUGGCCCUGACACCUCGGACCCCUUCCUACUCUCGGACUACAUGCACGGUGGCUGGUACAAAGGGCCCCGGUUCUCCAGGCUGCGGGAAGACCGGAUGAUUUUUUCUAGCUCCCUGGCAGCCUUUGCCCAGCUUUGGGGUGUCCCCGAGAAAGUGGGGCUCUACUUCCUCUGCGGGGUCUCGGGAGGCCUCAUGCUGCUGCUGUGCAUCAUCAGCCCCAAAGCCGCCUUCCUCCAGGAGGUGGGGGCAGCUCUCAAGGACGCGGAGCUGGGGAGCAGCUCGGAGCUGAGCAGGGCCAAGCUGCGGGACGAGCAGGACGAGGACCUCCCCGACGACAGCUCCUCGGACUCCUCCUUCCGCCGCCUCACCCGCACCUACCGGGCCACCGACAGCAUCUUCGGCCCCGAGCUGACGGCGGCCUUGGAGGGGGCGGUGGAGCAGGCGGGCCGCAGUGGGGAUGAGAUCUGGAUGCCCAAGGAGUCGAGCCCGUAUGCCAUCCACAAGAUCAAGUCGGCCACCAAAUAA
Messenger RNA from Mesitornis unicolor (brown roatelo), 993 nucleotides. Its product is annotated as protein eva-1 homolog C-like. The record is from RefSeq and is a predicted model, not a curated record. The annotation marks the transcript as partial. Gene Ontology annotation, molecular function: carbohydrate binding. Lineage: Eukaryota; Metazoa; Chordata; Aves; Mesitornithiformes; Mesitornithidae. The transcript is spliced from 6 exons.